AUGAAACUAGUUACAAUUUUGUUACUUCCCAUCGUAGUCCUGUAUGUGGUCAAUUCCAUAAACGCCCAAAGAAUUAGACCUGACGAACCACAAGAAGAACAACAAGGAGGACUUCUAGAAGAACAACAAGGCGCUCUACAAGGCGUCCAACUAGAAGAACAACUAGGAGGACUACUAGAAGAACAUCAAGGCGCCCUACUAGAAGAACAACAAGGCGUCCAACUAGAAGAACAACUAGGAGGACUACUAGAAGAAUCACAAGGCGACCAACUAGAGCAAGCACAGGGCGCCCUACAAGGCGACCGACUAGAAGAACAACUAGGAGGCCUAGUAGACAAACUACACGGCGACCGACUAGACGAACUACAAGGGGUCCCACUAGAAGAACAACUAGGAGGACUUCUAGAAGAACAACAAGGCGCUCUACAAGGCGUCCAACUAGAAGAACAACUAGGAGGACUACUAGAAGAAUCACAAGGCGACCAACUAGACGAAGCACAGGGCGCCCUACAAGGCGACCGACUAGAAGAACAACUAGGAGGCCUAGUAGACAAACUACACGGCGACCGACAAGACGAACCACAAGGCGGCCCACUAGAAGAACAACUAGGAGGACUUCUAGAAGAACAACAAGGCGCUCUACAAGGCGUCCAACUAGAAGAACAACUAGGAGGACUACUAGAAGAAUCACAAGGCGACCAACUAGACGAAGCACAGGGCGCCCUACAAGGCGACCGACUAGAAGAACAACUAGGAGGCCUAGUAGACAAACUACACGGCGACCGACUAGACGAACCACAAGGCGUCCCACUAGAAGAACAACUAGGAGGACUUCUAGAAGAACAACAAGGCGCUCUACAAGGCGUCCAACUAGAAGAACAACUAGGAGGACUACUAGAAGAAUCACAAGGCGACCAACUAGAGCAAGCACAGGGCGCCCUACAAGGCGACCGACUAGAAGAACAACUAGGAGGCCUAGUAGACAAACUACACGGCGACCGACUAGACGAACCACAAGGCGUCCCACUAGAAGAACAACUAGGAGGACUUCUAGAAGAACAUCAAGGCGCCCUACUAGAAGAACAACAAGGCGCUCUACAAGGCGUCCAACUAGAAGAACAACUAGAAGAAUCACAAGGCGACCAACUAGACGAAGCACAGGGCGCCCUACAAGGCGACCGACUAGAAGAACAACUAGGAGGCCUAGUAGACAAACUACACGGCGAUCGACUAGACGAACCACAAGGCAUCCCACUAGAAGAACAACUAGGAGGACCAUAAGGCGAACAACUAGAAGAUUGAGCUGCUAUAAAAAUUGUCCCGCAGAUUUGGCCCCAAUUUGUGGUACUGUGUUUCGUGACGGGCGAUUCAUCCACUGUAAUUUCAGAAACCAAUGUCAA
Drosophila albomicans is the source of this 1400-nucleotide messenger RNA. RefSeq names its product cyclic nucleotide-gated cation channel beta-1-like. The transcript is spliced from 3 exons. The coding region runs from base 1 to 1281 and encodes 426 amino acids. The record is from RefSeq and is a predicted model, not a curated record. NCBI's taxonomy places the organism in Eukaryota, Metazoa, Arthropoda, Insecta, Diptera, Drosophilidae.